AUGGUGUUUCCGGAUUCCAAAAUCACCUUGGAGCUAGGACAGGAAUAUGCUAUUGACAGUAUUAGUAUACAAAUUGGUGACUCGCAGCGACCAGGACAAAUGGGAAUUUUCAAAUCUCUUACCUUUGAAAACUACAAACAAUGGAUGUUUUUAGUGACAACACAGAAUGAAUGCUCAAAGUUUGAUGGUGUGCAGUUCAAUUUGGAUGUUGAUAGUUUAAACUCUGUAACAUGUACAACAUAUGGAACUAGAGCACAGUCUGGAAAUGAAACGGUGCUGAUCAACCCACCAGUUGUGGAAGGGUUUGAGGAUUGGAGGAAAACAAAGUUUUUAGAAUUUAGAUUCUAUGAUAUGGAUUUCACAUUUGGUUUCCUUGCUGAUAACUAUGUGACUUGUAACUGCUUUGAUCACAGUGAUAGUUGUUAUUAUGAUAUCAAUGUUGCAACUCUUCAACAAAGUUUGAAUGCAGAUGGUAUCUACUCUGGUGGAGGUGUAUGUAUUGAUUGUGCAAAUAACACUUCAGGUAACAAUUGUGAAAAAUGUCAUGAGUUAUACUUUAGACCAUUGGACAAACAACAAACAGAUAUAGAUGCAUGUCAGCCUUGUGAUUGCUUCUUACCUGGAACCAAAGAAGAUUUGGACAUUGGUCUAGCACGUGGUCACUGUGUUAUGAACAAUGAAACGCUGAGACCACCUGGUAUGGAGCCUGGUGACUGUUUCUGUAAAGAUAAUGUAGAAGGUGUUAAAUGUGAUGUCUGUAGAGAUGGAUUUUAUGAUCUGUCAGCGUCAAAUCUGGGUGGUUGUUUAGACUGUACAUGUAACAUUGCCGGUACCUUGGGUAACACGACUGUAUGUGAUAAAGAUACUGGUUUAUGUCCCUGUAAAACAUAUGCAACUGAGAGACGAUGUGAUGAGUGUAUGGAUGAAUAUUAUGGAUUGUCGUUGUUCAAUGACGAUGCAUGCGAUCCAUGUGGAUGUAAUGUUGGUGGAUCUAUGGAUAAUGUGUGUAACAAACUUAAUGGCCAGUGUUUUUGUUGGAAUAAUAUUCUUGGACAGAUUUGUGAUAGUGUGGCAUCAGAAGCAUACUACCCAGAUGUGCAUUUCAUCAAUGCUGAGUUGGAAUCUAUAACAGCAACAAACUGGGGAAGAGAUGAAGAGUAUGAUGGAUAUUUCUGGUAUGGUUAUGUGAGUCUGUCAUCUGGGGAAAGCUCAACUACAAGUUUAUCCAUCCCCUCUGACACCACAUUCAGUGGACAGUAUGAGUUGCUGUUCCACUAUAUAGCUGAUAAUCCAACUAUGGUGACUGUAACUCUCACAAGUAAUGGUGGGCUAUCAAACCCAAUAUCCUUGUCUGGUUCUACAACCCUGUCUCAAUGUCCGGACACCUGGUGUUACCAGAGUUUGAAUAAUGCUGACGGAAUAUCUGGUAAUACCUUUGCUUUAACGGCUGGAGUUUGGAGUGUUAAUGUAGUUUCUGGUAUCAGCAGUGGCCAAGUUUUACUGGACCGAAUUAUUGCACUGCCUGUUGAGUUUUUAAGCCCAGAAGUUUUACUUGGCGCUGAUACCGCUACACAGUUUGAUGUUGACUGUGAUGUCAGAAAUAAUAUCAUGAAUUCGACUGGUAAUAUUGAAUUCUGCCUUGAGCAAGUUUUUAUACUGACCACCAAUUACUUGCAAGGUGCUUUGCCAUGUGACUGUGACUUGGUCGGGAGUUAUAACAAUUUAUGUGAUGAAUACGGUGGCCAGUGUGCUUGUAAAACUGGUGUAGGGGGCAGAAGAUGUGAUAUGUGUUUGCCAGAAUACUAUGCAUAUUCUAGUACUGGGUGUCAACCUUGUAACUGUUUUAAUGAUGACAAAGUAUGUAAUAUGUUAACUGGUCAAUGUGAUUGUCCACCCAAUACUGUGGGACGUAAUUGUGAUCGUUGUGUGACAUACACCUAUGGUCUCAACUCAACCCAUGGAUGUACACCUUGUAACUGUGAUGUUGAAGGUUCAUCUAAUCUUCAAUGCGAUGCUGUAACCGGUGAAUGUGCUUGUCAGCCUGGUGUUGAUGGAACUACAAGUAGUGCAGAAGGCGCUGGUAAAUGUACUGAAUGCAAAGAUGGAUUUAAAUCAUUUACUCUGAUUGGCUGUGAACCAUGUGACUGUAGUCUAGAUGGAAGUGUGAAUAUAGCAUGUAAUAAAACAAGUGGACAGUGUCCAUGUAAGGUAAAUACUGAAGGAAUGUUGUGUGAUAACUGCAAAGCCGGUACAUUCUACAACUCUGAAUCACAUCCUACUGGUUGUUUACAAUGUGUUUGUAUGGGAAUCACUGAAGACUGUAGAAGCUCCACACUCAAGAAUAUACAGGAAUGUGCAUCUGGCUAUUUUCGUCAGAAUCAGACAAUUCAUGAUUAUUUUGGUGUUUGUGUCUUAUGUGACUGUAAUGGACAUAGUGAUGUAUGUGAUAAGAACACAGGAGAAUGUCUUAACUGUCAACAUAACACUGCAGGUUUCAACUGUGAAUUAUGUGCUGAUGGUUUCUAUGGAGAUGCUUCUCAAGGUGAAGCAGAUGAUUGUGAGUCGUGUCCAUGUUCAGCACCAAAAACUGUGACUGCUUUAUGUGAAUUCAUUGAUAGUAUUGUCACAUGUAUCAACUGUUCUGAUGGACAUACUGGUCCACUGUGUAAUCAGUAA
Saccoglossus kowalevskii is the source of this 2676-nucleotide messenger RNA. RefSeq names its product laminin subunit alpha-2-like. NCBI's taxonomy places the organism in Eukaryota, Metazoa, Hemichordata, Enteropneusta, Harrimaniidae. Gene Ontology annotation, biological process: tissue development; animal organ morphogenesis. The record is from RefSeq and is a predicted model, not a curated record.